ACAGGAGGGGAUUGUUACGAAAUAAUGUUUCCGAAUGCGAAGAGAAGGUCACAGAGCUCUAUUUAUCUGUCGCUGAGCUCACUUGAUCACAGAAUCGGAUGACAAGGAAUGAAGCUCCUAACUGGCAAGCUCGUUCUCCUCUGCGUGUCAUUCACGCAAUUCCUCCUACUACGUGUCAACGCACAGAGCAACAAAGGUAUUUAUGAGAGACUGCCGAAACAAUGCUUGAAGGACCCUUUUAUUGGGGUCUGCCGCCCAUUGAUGACGACCGCCUGGUAUUUCGAUACUCAGCGUCACACCUGCGUUUCACUGCCACCUGGAGUUUGCGCUGGAGGCAACAACCUCUUUCCCACGUUCCAAAAAUGCAUGGAAGAAUGUCAACUCCUAACCCAAAAGAAGUCAAAAGUGUGUCUUUGGCCACCAACCGUCGGACCCUGUGGACCAGUUGUUGUGUCCUGGUACUACGAUGCUGGAAUCGAUCGCUGCAAAGCGUUUAAUCGCACUAUUUGCGGCGGUGGAGGAAACUGUUACGUGACUGAGUUGAAGUGUCAAUUCGACUGCAGACCAUCCGUAAAGCCAGAGGCCAGAUGCAGCCAACCGCCGGAACCUGGAAGGUGCUUUAUCGCACAAAAGCGCUACUUCUUUAACGACAAAACUAACGAGUGUGUUCCAUUCCCAAACAAUAAAUGUGGCAAGAACAGAAACGCCUUCAGAACUCUCAAGAGAUGCAAGGCAAGAUGCAGCUAUAACAAAGCUGCAAGCCAAAUAAGUAAUCAGCUGCCUACCGGUGGUGUGCCUGGUCAGGCCAUUACACCCUCCAAUCUCGGACCAUUCGGCCAACCUGGUUACCCCUUGCCACAGGGUCAACCUGCUCUGCCCAACACUAUCGGUUCACCAAGCUCUCCUACCCUACCAGGACAACCAAAUCAGCCUAUUCAUCAAGGCCAGGUUCCACCCGGCCCGCCUCCCAUACCCGGCCACUCCGCACCUCCAAACAUGCUUGGUCAACCUACUAUCCCUGGACAACCCACCGUGACAGGCCAGUUGAACACACCUGGCCACCCAGCUAUUCCAGGUCAAACCGGUGCGCCUGGUUUUCCCAACGCGCCUCUUAAUCCAGGCGUAUCUGCUCAUCCCAGCAUGCCUGGCCAAGUAAUGAAGACUGGCGCAUCUGGUUUACACGGACAAACCCCUGCACAAGGAAGCCCUAACAUCCAUCUAGGACCAACUCAGCCUCCCUUACAAAAUGUACCGCCUCCACAUUCCAGAAUCCCUUCCCCAGCCGGGUUAUCUCCGAAACCUUUCGAUCUGAGCGAUGGACUACCCAGGCAAAACAAGAGACUCCGCUGAUCUAACCAAGCGGGUCAACGAGAGGGCGACUAACUCUUCUAUCCUCUCAAAAAUUGCCUCAAAUGUUCAAAAUAAAAGCAAUAAUUAAUG
Molecule: messenger RNA, 1440 nt
Organism: Rhipicephalus sanguineus (brown dog tick)
Lineage: Eukaryota; Metazoa; Arthropoda; Arachnida; Ixodida; Ixodidae
Product: collagen alpha-2(IX) chain-like
Exons: 6
Coding region: 109-1350 (413 amino acids)
Molecular function (GO): serine-type endopeptidase inhibitor activity
Source: RefSeq, a predicted model, not a curated record